AGGAAAGGGAAACUAUCCUUCGUCAGAGCCCAGCCCGUUGCUGCUGCAGGCAGGCAGCGUUCCGUUGCCAGCACGCCAAAAAUAUUUUGGCUACCGUGAAUGGGGACGCUCCAAACCUUGGAAGGAGCUGAGUGCAGCAAUACAGUCACGGCUCCACUUCCACCAGCUACAAGAACAAAACAGUAAGUUGGUGGAUUUGAAGCUGAAGAAGCUCCUAGAAGCUCAGCCACAGGUGGCAAAUUCACUCUCCAGUGCUGCUCAGAAAGCUGUAACUGAUAGCUCCGAGCAAGACAUUAAGAAUGGAACAGAGGAACAUCGUGCUGAGCGAUUACAAAAAGCCGCAGAACGGUUUAGAAAUCCCGUUGUGUUCAGCAAAGACUCUACCGUCAGAAAAACUCAGCUCCAGUCUUUCAGUCAAUACGUGGAGAGCAGACCAGAGAUGAAAAGGCAGAGAUCAAUACAGGAAGAUACAAAGAGAGGAAAUGAGGAGAAGGCUGCGAUAACUGAGACUCAGAGGAAGCCAUCAGAAGAUGAAGUGCUUAAUAAAGGGUUCAAAGACACCAGUCAGUAUGUUGUAGGAGAAUUGGCAGCACUAGAGAAUGAGCAAAAGCAAAUUGACACCCGUGCCGCGCUGGUGGAGAAGCGCCUUCGCUAUCUCAUGGACACAGGAAGAAACACAGAAGAAGAAGAAGCUAUGAUGCAGGAGUGGUUCAUGCUGGUUAAUAAGAAGAAUGCCUUAAUAAGGCGAAUGAACCAGCUUUCUCUUCUGGAAAAAGAACAUGACCUAGAAAGGCGCUAUUUUUUUCCGGGAGCUGAGAGCGAUGCUUGCUAUCGAAG
Messenger RNA from Antrostomus carolinensis (chuck-will's-widow), 837 nucleotides. Its product is annotated as EH domain-binding protein 1-like. The annotation marks the transcript as partial. The record is from RefSeq and is a predicted model, not a curated record. NCBI's taxonomy places the organism in Eukaryota, Metazoa, Chordata, Aves, Caprimulgiformes, Caprimulgidae. The transcript is spliced from 7 exons.